Messenger RNA from Lactuca sativa (garden lettuce), 2491 nucleotides. RefSeq lists its product as uncharacterized. Lineage: Eukaryota; Viridiplantae; Streptophyta; Magnoliopsida; Asterales; Asteraceae. The record is from RefSeq and is a predicted model, not a curated record.
UCCAAAGAAGUUCACCUUUAUCCAGUUUGUUUGUUCAGCUGAAAUCUGAAUAGUGAAUACUCCAUCCACUUUUUAUAUUUCACGGACCUCAAAAUGCCCUUUAAGCCUUUUCUUGCCCCUUCCCUUUCACGAGCAUUGCCUGAAAAAGUGACCCAAAAGUUCUAGGGUUCCGUCACAAGACACCCUCCAUUUGAGGUCACUUUCUUUUCUUCUUCUCCCUUCUUGAGGUGUCUGAUCGCGUUAAAUGCGUCCCACUCCAUCUUAAUUUCAUUUUAUUCUUUCGAGAUCCGACCACUGGAAGGAAUCAGCAAGUAGACGUCUAUAUGGGACAACAAGAACAGCUAGCUAUUUCAAGAGGGAGAAAAGAAAACAUCCUUGUCAAAAUAAUAUGAAGCUUGUUUUGUUUACUCGGGAGCUCAAUUUGAUGGAUACCCUCCAGGGAUUGGUGUCGUUAGGACCAGGGAAUAGGGAUUCAAUAGGUUGUAUUUGAAAGGGAAAUGUAAGUAGAAUUCCACAUCAAUAUCUUUUAGUAGCGAUGGAAGACAUUGUAUUGUUUAAACAAGGAUGGAAAUGGUUGCUUUCGGAGAGCCAUUGUUACACUGUCGCGGCGAUGAAGGCUGCUUCUUUUUUCAGGGAUAAAAUCGUGAUUUCUAUAGCACGGCAUUGGCCUAGUGUUUGCCAUGGGAGUUCAAGGCUUGCUAAGCUGUUGUGGUACUUUCUGAUUCAGUGGAAGGAUUGUUUUGUUCGUGGAUCUAGAUCGCUUUUUGGUUUGGGCACUGCGGCACUUCUUGUCAUCAUAUGGAGCUGCUUUCUUAGUUUGACAUCAAUGUCUUGCCUUUUCUGCGUCCUUUUAAGCAUGGGUGUUGCUGCUUGUGCUAUUCACUACCUAGGCCACACACCUGGUAUAUUCAUAGUAGGGCUAUUUUCAAUUUUAAUCUUGUGGAUGUAUGGGAACUUUUGGAUCACUGGAACAUUAUUUAUUGUUGGAGGUUACUUAUUUUCUAGGAAACAUGCAAGGUUGGUUGUUUUAAUUGCAACCUUAUAUGCUCUCCAUAGUGUAAAACUUCAAGUUGGAUGGAUUGGAAUUUUGGUAUCAAUUAACCUUGCUUUCAUAUCUAAUGAUGCAUUAAACUGUGUUCUCCAAUGGUGUGAUAAUCUGAGUGAAAAGACACAAUUUGAAGAGCAAAGUUUCACAGAUUCAUUUGUUGAAGAUGAAUUUAGAGCAGAGUCUGAGAGUGAGUUUUUUGUUCCUAAUGAUGAAAAAGUUGAGGAGAUACAUUCUGAUUCAAGUAAUGAAGCUGAAAAAGUACAUGUAAAUCCCAUUGAUGAAUCUGAGAAAGGGAAAAGUCAAUCGUAUAGUUCUACAAGCACACCACAAGCUUCUACAACAAUUAUUGUGAACAAAGAAAAGGAAUCACCUUCCAUUGUUGUGAUCAAAGAUGAUGUGAAUGCAAUUAAUGAGAUGAAAAGAAUUCUUGGAUGUGUUGAUCAUUAUGAAGCUCUAGGUUUAUCUCGCUACAAGAAGAUUGAUGCUUUGUUGUUGAAAAAGGAAUAUAGGAAAAAGGCCAUGCUUGUGCAUCCAGAUAAGAACAUGGGAAGUCCAAUGGCAAGUGAAUCAUUUAAAAAAGUCCAAUGUGCAUAUGAGAUUCUUUCUGAUUCUUUGAAGAAGAGAGACUAUGAUGAACAGCUGAGAAAGAAAGAAUCAAAGACUCUAUCUCACAAGUCUCCUAGUACUUCCCAUCAGGAAAAUGAUGAUUACUGUUCUGUGGAAUCGAGGCGAAUACAGUGCACAAAAUGUGGCCUUUCACAUAUAUGGAUAUGUACAAAUCGGAUCAAGUUGAAAGCAAGAUGGUGUCAGGAUUGCUGUCAAUAUCAUCAAGCUAAAGAUGGGGAUGGCUGGGUGGAAUACAAAGGCUCACUCAGCUUUGAUGGACCUCAUAAGGUGGAAAUACCUCGUGCUUUUGUUUGUGCUGAGAGCAAGAUCUUUGACGUUUCAGAAUGGGCUAUUUGCCAGGGAAUGGGGUGUAGACCAAAUACACAUCGUCCAACAUUUCAUGUAAACAUGGUUGGAUUAGAGAAACCUCAAAGGUCAAACUCAAGUCGUUAUCCAUGGGAUUUAGAUGCUCAAAUGGCUGAUGAAGAAGAGGAUUUUGAAUUAUGGCUUAAACAAGCACUUGCGUCUGGUUUAUUUAGUGAAACCUCAAAACGUAGAAAAAGUUGGGGACCCUUUAAGUUGCCUCAAAAGAAAGGAAAGAAACAAUGGAAUCGUAUGUCACAAUGACCAUUCUACCCCCCUACCUACCAACCCAAAAAAAAAGAAAGAAAAAGGAAUGGGAUUGUUGUAAAUAGAGUUGUGUUUUGUGGCCAAAAUGUAUGGGUCAUGUGCAUUAAUUAGAUUUGAUGAUGAAUGUUUGUUAAUAAACUACACUGAACAUCCAAACUUUUUCUGUAAUUUAAACAGACUCCUUGAAUCUUGAUGCGUCUUUUUUCA